Messenger RNA from Exophiala aquamarina CBS 119918, 1779 nucleotides. RefSeq lists its product as uncharacterized. The record is from RefSeq and is a predicted model, not a curated record. The transcript has a single exon. NCBI's taxonomy places the organism in Eukaryota, Fungi, Ascomycota, Eurotiomycetes, Chaetothyriales, Herpotrichiellaceae. The coding region runs from base 1 to 1779 and encodes 592 amino acids.
AUGGCUCAAGUCAAGUUCAUCAUCGAAGAUCGAGAACUCAAGACAACGAGAGAGCGCGAGCUCCGCUCAGCAGAGGCUCGAGCUCAUGCAGCGCGGAUAUCGCAUCAACGCAAGGGCACUGCUUCUAGAACUUCUCGAAUAGUCCCGUUGCGUGUUAAGCAUACUGAGCUGAUACACAAAGGGACCACCCACACGGGCGUGGGAACGGAGGAGGACGAUCCACCAGAGAAUGACAACUUCUUGUCAAGAAUGCUGGGAGGAGGGCGGAUUGAUCCAUUUGAGACGUCGCCUAUUCGAAAACUACCCGAUUACAUCUUGAGUAUUCUCGACAAUGCUUGGAUGGACAUCUGGUCGGCGCUCCGGCCCCACCGCCAAAUCGGAGUCAUCCAUCCGGAUAUCUAUGCAUGGAGAACCGCUGGGCUUAGCUGCGAUGCACUGUUUCACGCAUACGUGGCAGGUGCUGCAGGAAUAGCGUUAGCUCGAGGCGUUGGCCAGGAGCUGAGGGAACAGAUCGGGCGAACACAAAUCUAUCACACGGUGAAGGCCAUCAACGGUGUGAGCCAGGAGCUUAGUAAAAACGAUGGGCCGCCCUCAGAUUCUCUUCUUCUGGCAGUAAUGACGCUAAGUGGGCAUGGUGAGGCCUUUGCAGAUGAGGGGCAAGAAGAGCCAUAUGUUCGCUCACCAUUGGUACAAGCAAACAGGGUGAAUGUCUUCGCUCGACUGUCGAUCACACCUGCUCACUCUCAAGCGAUCGGAUCACUUAUAAUGAAGAAAGGGGGGAUUGGUGGAAUUGUACUCCCCGGCUUUCGCAGGUUGCUAUGCUUGACAGACCUGCUGCAGUCGACCAUCCAGACCACCCAGCCAAUGCUCCCAUAUGUCGGCGUAUCCGAGUCUCUAGUUUCCUCUCGUGUCCACACCCGUGAUGCGAAAGCAUCGGCGCGAGCUGCUAUUCUGGGAACUGGGUUCUGGGUCGAGGGUUUCCCUGCCAUUGACGCAGACUUCCAGGCGAUUCUCUUGGCAGCAUGCGAGCUGACAACGGCGCUGGACCACUUCCAACGAAAAGAGAACAACCCUCCUGUCUGGGUCGAUAUUAUCGAGUUCAGGUCGUGGGUGCAAUAUCGCGUAUUGUCCCUCCAGCCACGGCUUUCGGCAAGUCUAGAUAUCCAAGAUUAUACAUACGAGGCAUGCCGACUCGCAACACUAAUUUAUGCAGACCUAAAUAUAUGGCCCCUGCCGAAGUCGACAAAGACCAGAUCUCGCUUGGCUGGAAAGCUGCACGAGGUCAUGACACAGCGUGCUGGAAGCGAAGGCGCUGCUAUUUCCAAUGACUUUUUGCUGUGGAUCGGCAUGAUGGGCGCGAUCGCGGCACGCCAUACAAAGUACGAGGACUAUUUCCUGGACUUGCUGGCCCGGGACACUCGGGUGCUCUCAUGGCCCAGCUUCAGCCUGAUCAUGUUGGAAUUUCUUUGGUGUGAUUUUGCCGUUGCGCCGCUGGCACGCCCGUUAUGGCAGCAAGCACGUGCGAUGAAGAAGUUUCAUGAGUUCCCAUAUUGCGCGGCCAAACUGCCCACGAACAUAAUCAUUGAAUUGGACGUGCUGGAGCACCAAAAUUUGGGGUCAACUCUAGAGUAUCCACAGACCCAAUUUGUUGCCUCGAUGAAUUCAUGUCAGGCUGUGAGGAGCUCAAUAGAGAUGACAACGAGAUGUGCGUCCGAAGUAAACCGAGCAGUGACUGGUGCACAAGGAGCAAUUGAGGUGGAGGCAGUGACCGUCAAAUGA